Scophthalmus maximus (turbot) is the source of this 3169-nucleotide messenger RNA. RefSeq names its product c-Maf inducing protein. The record is from RefSeq and is a predicted model, not a curated record. The transcript is spliced from 21 exons. NCBI's taxonomy places the organism in Eukaryota, Metazoa, Chordata, Actinopteri, Pleuronectiformes, Scophthalmidae. The coding region runs from base 613 to 3105 and encodes 830 amino acids. Gene Ontology annotation, cellular component: cytosol; nucleoplasm.
GCCGACCAAUCGGCGCGCCGCUGCCCGAGCGAGCUGGCUCUUCCACCGCGAGAAGAACAAGGAGGAGAACGAGCUGAACAGAAGAAGGAAGCCGAGAGCCCAGGGAGCGCGCACCGGCCCACCGAGGAGGCCGCUGGAGACCUCGCCGUCGCGUCUUUGUGCCUCGACCCGCGCGCGUCCUUCUCUCGUCUGUGGAUUAUUACGGUGGAGUUUGGCACCGGGGGCGCACGGACGGACGGACGGAGUGGAUAAGGCCAUGGCCCUAACAGAUUGAAUAGCUCUCCGCUGGUGGUGGAGGAGGAGGAGGAGGUGUUGGUAGUGGUCGAGGGGGAAGGAGAGACGAGACGCACCGUGGAGACGGUUCACGGGGCUUUGUGCCGUGCGGGAGGGAAAAUGGUGGAUUAUUUGCGCUGUGCCAUAAAACCCGUGGAUAUCCUCCUUCCAUAAGCUCGGCGGCGCUUCUCGGCCUCGUCCACAGUCACCGAGGUCGUGUUGGUAGGUAGGUCGGACCCCCCCCCCCCUCCCUUUCUCUAAUGUAUGUAGGAUUUUUUGUCAUCCGGUGCGACGCCUACAACGUUCGGAGACAAUAAAACUGUUGGAUUACACCGAAGUAUGGAUUUCACCAGCGGCGGCGGCGGCGGCGGCGGAGGAAACAACGAGCUGCACAACAACCAGUUCUAUCAGUGCGAGGAGAACAAGCCUCUGCUGGGGGAGAUGUCGGAGGGCAACAACAACAACACCGGCGGCCCCGGGGCCAGGCUGGGCGCGGGGGGCCCGUGCAAGAGGUCCCUGCACCACUGCAGCAGCAGCGGCAUGCGCUACAAGCUGCUGCACGAGGGCGACAUCCAGGUGUGCGUGGUCAAGCACCCGCGCACCUUCCUCAGCAAGAUCCUCACCUCCAAGUUCCUGCGGCGGUGGGAGCCGCACCACCUCACGCUCACCGACAGCAGCCUGACCUCGGCCACCCCCACCGGUUACAUGGAGACGCCGCUGUCGUACAGCGCCAUCGAGGACCUGCAGCUCCUCUCCUGGGACAACGCUCCCAAGUACUGCGUCCAGCUGAGCUUCCCCGGCGGCACCGUCCUGCUGCAGGCUGCAAACAGCUACUUAAGAGACCAGUGGUUUCACUCACUGCAGUGGAAGAAAAAGAUCUACAAGUACCGCAAGGUCCUGAACAACCCGAGUCGCUGGGACGUGGUGCUGAAGGAGAUCCGAGCGCUGGUGGACAUGGCUCUGACCUCGCCGCUGCAGGACGAGUCCAUCCACCAGGCGCCGCUGCACAUCAUCUCCACCCUGCUGGCUGAGAACUCCAACCUCAGCACUCAGGACCAUGAGAACAUCAUCGUGGCCAUCGCUCCUCUCCUGGAAAACAACCACCCACCCCCCGACCUGUGUGAGUUCUUCUGUAAGCACUGUCGGGAGCGGCCGCGCUCCAUGGUCGUGAUCGAGGUGUUCACUCCCGUGGUCCAGAGAAUCCUCAAACACAACAUGGAUUUCGGGAAGUGUCCUCGGCUGCGUCUCUUCACUCAGGAGUACAUCCUGGCUCUGAACGAGCUGAACGCCGGGAUGGAGGUCGUCAAGAAGUUCGUCCACAGCAUGCACGGGCCAACGGGGCAGUGCCCUCACCCACGCGUCCUGCCGAACCUGGUGGCCGUGUGUCUCGCCGCCAUCUAUUCCUGUUACGAGGAGUUCAUCAACAGUCGGGACAACUCCCCCAGCCUGAAGGAGAUCCGAAACGGUUGCCAGCAGCAGAACGACCGCAAGCCCCCGAUGCCGCUGCGCCUGCUGCGCCCCGAGCCGCCCACGCCGCCUCCCGCCACCCUCCUCCCCCUCUCCGCCCACCCCGGUCCUCCUCCUCCUCCUCCGCAGCCGGCGCCUCCCCCCUCAAACCCCGCCCCCUCCAUCUCCAUCCCCAUCACCUCCCCGACGCCCACCCCGCCGCUCUCCCCGCCGCCCUCCGAGGUCAACUCCAGCGAGAUCCUGGUGGAGAUGGAGCGCAACAACAACUCGGCCAACAACGCCCGGCGGAAGGGCGGGCCGUCGGGCGGCGACAGCGAGCCCAACCUCAUCGACUGUCUGCUGGUCAGCCCGGCCGUCAACACGCUGUCCAUCCAGCUGCCGGCGCAGGCCGACCGCGUGCUGGGCUGCUUCGCCCUCAUCCUCAAGAUGCUGUCCGACUACGACGACUGGAGACCUGCUCUGGCCAGUCUGCUGCAGCCCAUCCCCUUCCCCAAAGAGGCCCUCGCUCACGCCAAGUUCACAAAGGAACUGAAAUACGUCAUCCAGAGGUUUGCCGAGGAUCCGAGGCAGGAGGUUCACUCCUGCCUGCUAAGCGUGCGGUCAGGUAAAGAUGGCUGGUUCCAGCUCUACAGUCCAGGGGGCGUGGCCUGUGAUGACGACGGAGAGCUCUUCGCCAGUAUGGUUCACAUCUUGAUGGGCUCCUGCUACAAGACCAAGAAGUUCCUCCUCUCCCUGGCGGAGAACAAGCUGGGCCCCUGCAUGCUGCUCGCCCUGCGGGGGAACCAGACCAUGGUGGAGAUCCUGUGUCUGAUGCUGGAGUACAACAUCAUCGACAACAAAGACACUCAGCUGCAGAUCAUCUCCACGCUGGAGAGCACGCAGGUCGGCCUGCGCAUGUACGAGCAGCUCUGUGACCGACAGCGGGAACUCAAAGAGCUGCAAAGGAAAGGAGGCCCCACCCGCCUGACGCUGCCGUCCAAGUCCACGGACGCCGACCUGGCCCGCCUGCUGAGUUCAGGCUCCUUCGGGAACUUGGAGAACCUGAGCCUGGCCUUCACCAACGUCACCAGUGCCUGUGCUGAGCAGCUCAUCAAGCUGCCGUCACUCAAACAGCUCAACCUGUGGUCCACGCAGUUCGGCGACGCAGGGUUGAGGUUGUUGUCCGAGCAUCUGGCCUGUCUUCAGGUCUUGAACCUGUGUGAGACGCCCGUCACUGACGCCGGCCUGUUGGCUCUCAGCUCCAUGAAGAGUCUGUGCAGCCUGAACAUGAACAGCACCAAACUCACGGCCGACACAUACGAGGACCUCAAGGCCAAACUGCCCAACUUGAAAGACGUCGACGUUCGGUACACGGAGGCCUGGUGAUCAGCCACGCCCCCCCCCCCCCCCCCAACACACACACACACACACACACACACACACACGCACA